Molecule: messenger RNA, 1713 nt
Organism: Truncatella angustata
Lineage: Eukaryota; Fungi; Ascomycota; Sordariomycetes; Amphisphaeriales; Sporocadaceae
Product: aminotransferase class I and II
Exons: 4
Coding region: 237-1517 (426 amino acids)
Biological process (GO): biosynthetic process; L-aspartate catabolic process
Cellular component (GO): mitochondrion
Molecular function (GO): pyridoxal phosphate binding; L-aspartate:2-oxoglutarate transaminase activity
Source: RefSeq, a predicted model, not a curated record
GCUCACCUCAGUUCACCUGAGCUUCAAGCACCCCCGAUAUUUCGGAGUGAGUCGAUCAUAACAAAUCCGCACCCGUGACUCUACGCUCUUUCUCUCCCGUCACACUAUUUUCUGUUCAUUUAUUUAUUCUUUCUUGCCUCAACUCCAGAGCAAGUUAUCUGUCGGAGCUAGUCACCUUGUCCAUUUCCCCCGUGAACCAACAUCCUGCUCACAUUUCCGUCACUGACCUCUUCAACAUGCUUCCCGCUCUGCGCAUCGCCUCGCGCCGUGUGCCUGCUGUGCGCCGGUCUGCGGCCUUCUACGCCGCACGAGCUGCUGCUUCCACCUGGGCCAAUGUGCCUCAAGGUCCUCCUGAUGCCAUUCUAGGAAUUACUGAGGCCUUCAAGGCUGAUUCUUUUGACAAGAAGAUCAACUUGGGUGUUGGUGCUUACCGUGACGACAAGGGCAAGCCCUACGUCCUCCCCUCCGUCCGCCAAGCCGAAGAGAAGGUCGUCUCCAACGGCCUGAACAAGGAAUACGCCGGCAUUACUGGUAUCCCCGAGUUCACCAAGGCUGCCGCCAAACUCGCUUACGGCAAGGACUCCUCCGCCCUCGACCGUCUCGUCAUCACCCAGUCCAUCUCCGGAACUGGCGCUCUGCGCAUUGGCGGUGCCUUCCUUGCCCGAUUCUACCCCGGUGCCAAGAAGAUCUACAUCCCCAACCCGUCAUGGGCGAACCACGGUGCCAUCUUCAAGGACUCGGGUCUUGAGGUCGACAAGUACCGCUACUAUGACAAGAGCACCAUCGGCCUCGACUUCCAGGGCAUGCUCUCCGACAUCAAGGCGGCCCCCAAGGGCAGCAUCUUCCUGUUCCACGCCUGCGCCCACAACCCUACCGGCGUCGACCCCACAGAGACGCAGUGGAGGGAGAUCAGCGACGCUGUCAAGGACGCCGGCCACUACGCCUUCUUCGACAUGGCCUACCAGGGAUUCGCCUCCGGCAACACCGACAAGGAUGCCUUCGCUGUCCGUCACUUUGUGAGUGAGGGCCACAACAUCUGCCUUGCCCAGUCCUUCGCCAAGAACAUGGGCCUGUACGGCGAGCGUGUUGGUGCCUUCUCUAUCGUUACCGCCGACGCCGACGAGAAGAAGCGCGUCGACUCCCAGGUCAAGAUCCUUGUCCGCCCUCUGUACUCCAACCCCCCUAUUCACGGUGCUCGUAUUGCUGCCGAGAUCUUGAACGACCCUGCCCUCUACAAGCAGUGGCUCAACGAGGUCAAGGAAAUGGCCGACCGCAUCAUCACCAUGCGUGCUCUGCUCAAGGAGAACCUCGAGAAGCUCGGCAGCAAGCACGACUGGAGCCACAUCACCAGCCAGAUCGGCAUGUUCGCCUACACUGGUCUCGAGCCUGCUCAAAUGGACUCUCUGGCCAAGGAGCACAGUGUCUACGCCACCAAGGACGGACGUAUCAGCGUCGCUGGCAUCACCAGUGACAAUGUUGGCCGCCUUGCCGAGGCCAUCUACAAGAUCAAGGGUUAAAUGUACGACUGAUAUGAUAAAAUCCAGGGGCGUUCUUGAUGUGCGAUAAGCGGGAAAAUGGCUUGCUCUUAGAUCUCUUCAUAGACGCAGGAAUGAAUUGGCCUACUUUCUGGCCGUGAUGACGACAAUGACUUGCCUACAGCUGCCAGUAAUGCAUGAUCCAUGAGGGUUGCAAUUCUGUUUAGUCCAGGACAAC